GUACUACCAUAACACCGAUAUAUACUGCGUGUAUUGCAAUACUGAGGAUGUCGCGCGAAAUUGAAAUGCUGUUAAUUAUUCAUUUUAACCCGGAAGUCAGAAUCUCUCGCAUUAGUACAGUACGUGAAGUAGUCCCGUGAAACAAAGUCAAACACAACUCUCUCUCUCCAAUCCAAUUGCGUUGUUCGGACGACUUUUCGUAUGUAAUAAUUAACUACGUUAAUUUACUAUUUGUUAUUUGGAUUGCCAGGUGUAUUUAAGCAAACAAGCCCGCUAGAGUCACCAAACGACCAUUUAGUUUGGACCGCGUCACCUCAGGAUGUCACUACGCCACUGCUGCGGCUAAACAUUACCUUAUUGUUUAGCUCCCAAUUAAUUAUAUCGUCUUUAGCUGUAAUUAACCUUUAUAGUACGUACCAAAGUGGUUGUCUUUCAUGAGACAAACGUCUCUGAGAGCGAAUGGAAGUAAUGAAAACAAGAUAACACCACUUCAGUAGGGUGCCUGCUGUGUCUUGCCAUCAGCCUGAAAAUGGGAGGAAAACUGUCGUUAUUCUCUCAAAAAACGUCUUCCGUCGUGAUACCAUUGUCUAGUGUCAGCCCACAGCCAGUUGCUCCAGUGCGGGUGUCAAAUCCUCCAGUGGACCCCAGGUGUGUGUUUGGCGUUUCCCUGGAGACACUGAGAAAAAACGGGAAGAUGGUCCACGGAAUACCGCUUGUCUUACGAGAUAUGGUGCAGUUCUUGGAGAAACACGGAAUGGAGUAUCAGGGGCUUUUUCAAAGGUGUGGCUCUGUGGUGAAGAUCCAUCAGCUGAGGCAGCGGUUUGAUUGUGGUGAGAAGGUGAACCUGGAGCUGGAACAAGUGCCCAAUGUGGCUUCGCUCUUAAAACUGUUCUUUCAAGAACUGCCUGAACCCGUAGUGCCGGAGUACCAACGCAGACGUCUGGUCCAGACCUUCAGAGCCAGUACAGACGAGGCCGAGUUGAACCUGUCCCUGAAAAAAAACCUUUGCCGCAUCCCAGACGACAACCUCACCGUCUUAUCCUACUUCACCAACUUCCUGUCCAGAGUCGCCGCUUACAGCCAGUUAAACCUCAUGACGGUGGAUAACCUCGCCACCAUCUUUGGACCUUGCAUCUUUCACGUUCGAGCAGGACCCAAGAUGCUGGAGGAGCAGAGAGUGUGCAACACCAUGUUGGUCCAUCUCUUCAGGAAGCAUAAGAUCCUCCCCCGGCCCCCCAUCAUCUCCAGCCCACCUUCUCCAUUGUUCUCAGCCCCCUUCUGAGGUGACCCUUUCUAUAUUUUGAAAUACUUUGGCGUGGAUGACUGAAAGAACUUCCAUGAAGGCGGGUGGCAACGCUCCUGAACAGAGUGCGCCACAAGACCAGAACAUUGCUUGCAUUUGCUAGUUAAGACCCCACACAGCACCGACCCUCUUAAAGCAUGAAUAUGGAGCUCAGCAGCAAUGAAUGCAACUGAAGCUUGUGUGGCCCACUUCUAGCCUGGCGACAUCCCGCCGUGUGUCGUGAUUAUAUGUCUCUGCGUGCAUGCGUGUGUGGCCACAUUGUAAUUGAAGGCAGCGGGUGAGCUGCUGCGCCUCCAGGGAGGCGCUAGCAAUGUUGACCAUCAAGUGCUCAUCAUGCGUGCACGCUCCUUCCUAAUGGCUACGCCUCGCCGGAGGCUGCCCUCAUGUCAGCUGAGAUGGGAGCGCAUGUUGCUUUUUAAAGCGUGCCGUUACGUACACACAUAUCGGACACUUCAUUAGGUAUACCUGCACAAUCUAAUCCAGGGGUAGUGACAAGUGAAAAUACAACUUUGCCACUUUGAUAUUUGGUAAAGGAUAUGCUAAGAAGUAAUAUUUAAAAAAAUAACCGCAUCUCAGCUUUGUGAUGUACUGUUGGUGAAAAAGCCUAUUAUUAGUGCCCACUUCACACUUUUUUAUCCCAUUUUUGCAUUUAUUUUUCAUUUUCCAAAUAUUUCAGCUUUCUUUGUAAAUAGUCUUUGGAAAUUUGCUUUUUGGAAUAUUAUGACUUUAUUCCCAUAAUAGUUUAACUUUUCUCCAACUCCAACCAAAAAUGACCAAACUAAAUUGUUUUGCUUGUUUGUUUGUCAUAAUAUUCCAACUUUCAAAAAUUAAAAAAAUAACAUUUUUCUUUAAUAUACUAAAAUGACUUUUUCCUCAUAUUAUUAGCUUAUUAC
This is a messenger RNA of Dunckerocampus dactyliophorus (ringed pipefish), 2196 nucleotides long. Its product is annotated as protein FAM13A-like. NCBI's taxonomy places the organism in Eukaryota, Metazoa, Chordata, Actinopteri, Syngnathiformes, Syngnathidae. Gene Ontology annotation, biological process: signal transduction. The record is from RefSeq and is a predicted model, not a curated record. Bases 530 to 1282 code for a protein of 250 amino acids. The transcript has 5 exons.